Molecule: messenger RNA, 2314 nt
Organism: Saprolegnia parasitica CBS 223.65
Lineage: Eukaryota; Oomycota; Saprolegniomycetes; Saprolegniales; Saprolegniaceae
Exons: 1
Coding region: 5-2209 (734 amino acids)
Source: RefSeq, a predicted model, not a curated record
CGUCAUGUCAAACGAAAAGGCGUUGUAUGAGGCGGUGUUGACCGCGUCCAAAGACGCAGCGGUCGACGCGCUUCGCCAGAUUGCGCAGGCGCCGCUGCUCUACAAGGCGCGCGUGGCGUAUGCCGUGGCGAGCCCUGCGGCAUUGGAUGCCAUGGCCGACGCGCUCGCCGACGCACUCGUCGCGACAGGCGCGUUCGAUGUAGCGCUUGUUGAGUUUGCGACCACCAAGCGUGUCGCUGCGAAGAACGAACCGAGCACGACCGCCUACGUCAACUGUAUCGCCAAGUGCACGCCCUACGACGCCUGCUGCAUCCCCAUCGACGUUGCGAGUGGCCUCGUCGGUAUGGGCGCCGACAUCUUUCUCUCAAACACCAAAGACGUUAGCUCGGCGAAUUUUGAGGCUCCUUGCGCCGCGCUGGUCUUUUGGCUCAAGCCGCACCGCGCCGGCAUUGUGGGCAUCGAUGUCGUCUUGCCGCUGCUGGACGCUGCUUGCCUCGGUCUCGACAGCCACCGCGACUGCAUGCUCGGUGCCAUGGCCAUCUUCCGGCCGCACACAGCGUACGUUGCCAAGUAUGACAUGCCGCCGUUCCACAAUGCGGGCGGCGAGCGCCAGGCCGGCCGGCCCACCGCGGGGUUUUUGACCCGCUUCAGUGCGGCGCUUCUUCACCUGGCCGAUCUCGAUCUCGUCGUGCUUUGCCUCCGCGACGUCGUCUCGGUGACCAUCGACACGGAGCUCCCGGAGGUUGCAACGUUCGUGCAUGCGUGCUUGACCAAGCACGGCUGGGUGGCGCUUGUCGCGGCCGUCGACGGGCUCAUCCAGCGGUGGUGCGCUGACGGUAAGACCGGCGCGGUACUGCAUUUGCUAUCGAGCCUCGCCGGUGUCACGACCGACGACGCCGUGUGUCCGCCGCUGCAGCAAAUGGGUGUCGGCGAGUUUGUUCGCGCGAGCUAUGCGAUGGCGCAGCGGCAGCGCCGAACCGAUAUCUUGUACACGCACGGCGAAGACCCGGCGCUCCAGACGUAUUGCUUGACGCACAUCGUCUUGCUCGACUGGUACAUCAACGAAUUGGCACCGCACCGUCCAGACAGCUACUGGUACAGUGAGCGCCUGCCACUCGUGCUCGCGGCCCACGUCGACAGCUUCGUCCACCCCGGCUCUAACAGCUUUCCCAACCACCUACCGCCGAUGACGUGGCUCCUGGGUGUGCCGACCGCGAUCGUCAAGGCGUUGGCGAGCCAGCCGGCGCUGCAAGUCGGCACGUUUGUGGACACGGUGCUUUCAGUGAUGUGUACGGUCAAGGCAAACCGGAAGGUCAUUCAUGAUUGGGAGUGGACCCUCUUCUCCGGCGACACUUUGUGCGAUCUCUUGCUUCUCGCAGAUCACGUCGGUCGCGUAGACCCGACGCUGCUUGAGAACUGCUUCUCGAUCUGGGGCGUCACGGCGCUUCUGGGUGUCGCGUCGUUCCUGCGAAAGCAUCCGUGUCCGUUGGCAGCGCCCGAGCGGGCAGCGAUCGCACGCUGCGUCAUGGUGCUCGCAAAUACGCUACCGAAAAACAAGACGGGGUGCGAGGCCGAAGUCGAGCAGAUGUACUUUACAUCCCCAGUGCACCCGACGCUGGAGGCGAUGGACCUUCUGAUGGUCACGGAGCCCGAGACGUUCAAGUCGUUUUUUUCAACGUGGUACCAAGCGUUGGAGCUGUGCCCACGGACGAACCGCCUCUUGUUCUUUCCCGUCCUCGACAAGCUGCACUCAAUGGGCUACCGCGCCAAGAUUGCGCUGCUGCUCGAGGACUCAAUCAAGAUGUGCGUCAACGCGAGGCCCAUCGACUUGGCAAUUCGCGAUGUUGCGAUGGACGCGACGCACUGCUACGAAUGCCGGCUCUUUGAUCGGUUUUUGAGGGACAGUGACAAAUUCUCGUUCCCCCUGCACGGCGACAUGUGCGCGCAAGUGGAAGGCGUGACAAGUCGCCACGCCGAUGAGCUGGCCCACGAUCUUAACAGAGACGCGAGGGUGAUCCGCAAGCGCUGUCCAACGGAUCGCGAUGAGUUCUGGUGGAUCAAUUUCAUGCACACCCAGCAAAUGGCGCGCGAAGACAAGGCGAUGGCAGCAACUCUGGAACGCUACCUCGCCGACAUGGGGCGCCCGUACCGUCGUCGUCGUCCUUGUCGUCCAUCGGGGCGGUUUGCUCGUCCGUCUCCGUCUGCUUGACGAGCUCGACGGAGCCGUCAUCUAUGCAGCCGCGUGAAUGCAAAUGCCGCGUUCCCGCCAGAUCCGAGUCCUAGCGUAAAUAUCUUAAUGACGAUAUUGUCCAUA